Messenger RNA from Alligator mississippiensis (American alligator), 2243 nucleotides. It is a transcript of the gene GLT1D1, whose product is annotated as glycosyltransferase 1 domain containing 1. Gene Ontology annotation, molecular function: glycosyltransferase activity. The record is from RefSeq and is a predicted model, not a curated record. Bases 23 to 1048 code for a protein of 341 amino acids. NCBI's taxonomy places the organism in Eukaryota, Metazoa, Chordata, Crocodylia, Alligatoridae. The transcript is spliced from 12 exons.
GCUGCGGGGCCGGGCCGGCGCGAUGCGGCUGCUGCUCGUGGCCUGCCUGCGGCCGCGGACCGGCAACGCCACCACGGCGGCCCGGAUCCGGGAUCAUCUAGAGGCCGCAGGUCAUACAUGCAUUCUUAAAGAUGCUUUUCGUUAUGAAGGCCCAUCUGAAAUAGCAAAUUUAAUCUCUGCAGAGAAGUAUGAAGCAGCCCUGGCCAUUCAUCUUUAUAAAGGAGGCAGACUUCUGCAAGGUAGUAGCAUCCCAUUUGGAAUCAUCUUUGGUGGGACUGACAUAAAUGAAGAUAUCAAACAUGAAGAGAAACACCGGGUGAUGGGGGCAGUGCUAGAAGAAGCUAGGUUUGCAGUGGCUUUCACAGAGAAAAUGAAGGAAAUGGCAGAAAGAGAGUGGCCUUAUGCUGGGAACAAAAUAUGUGUCCAGACUCAAGGCAUUAUGACCACACCCAGUACAACGUUUAACUGGAAAAGAUUUCUACAAAAUGCAGGAAUUCCUCAAGAUACAGACAAUUUAUGCCUCUUUAUUUUGAUAUGCGGACUUAGAAGAAUCAAAGAUCCUCUUUAUUUAGUAGAUGUAUUUUCAGAGUGGCACAGAAAGGAGCCCAAUGUCCACCUGGCUAUAAUUGGACCUACAGUUGACCCACUCUUUGUAAGCGAAGUCAAAGAAAAGAUUAAAAGGUCACCUGGGGUGCAUUUAUUACAGGAGAUACCUCAAGAUGAUCUGCAUGCUGCUGUGAAAAGAUGCUUUGCCGUGGUGAACAGCUCCAUUUCGGAGGGGAUGUCUGCUGCAGUCCUGGAGGCAAUGGAUUUAGACGUUCCAGUGCUGGCAAGGAAUAUUCCUGGAAACGCAGCCAUCAUAAAACAUAAAGACACAGGACUGUUGUUUGCAGAUCCCCAGGAGUUUGUCCUCCUGUCAAAAAGUCUGAUGAAUGACCCCACUUUGGAAAAAAAGAUUGUAACCAGGGCAAAAGACUAUGUGAAGAAACAUCAUUCGUGGGAAUGUGAAAGAAAGACCUAUCAAAGCCUCAUCUUGAGACUCCAGUGAAUCAUCAGAUAGCAAAUGUAGACAUUUGUUCUGUGUCAAAUACUUCAAUAAUGAAAGAGUCAGAUAUUUUUAAAAGGAAAAAAAAAACCCUUUGUGGACAAAGUUUGCCACUCAAACACACCCACUUCACAACAUGGGAAUUGCCAGGUUGCAUCACACCAACAGUCCCGACAAUUUGCCAUCCUACUUCUAGUUGGCAGUAGUAAUAAGGGAAAGAUUUAAUUUUGUCAGAUCAUAAAGGGAAAAUUAAUUCCCUUUUCACAGGGGAGAAUUUCACCCAUAUUGGACUCAUGCAAACUCAGUUACUGCUGUAGCCUAACAAAGCUAAAGUAGAUUAAUUCAGUUGGAGAGUACAUACUAAUCCAAAUUUAUUCAAAUGCACGUCAAUGAUGUAUGUACAAACGUUGGAAGAAUUGUUGCUGUCAUCUGACCAAACAUAUAGAUCCACUAAGCAUAUGUUAACCAGGUUGACCUGGUAUAAGAUCAUAAACGGAGAAGAUCUUUUCAGGAAGAGUUAAUCAUAUUACUGCCACAUUAGUAUUUCAUAGACAUGCCUGUCCGUGGGCUGAUGAAGACACCAGAUGUUGAUGCGAUGGAAUGACUAUUUGGUGUUCAUAUAUUCUGUUCAUAAAAGCUACCUCCAAGAUACUGAAUAAGAGUACCUCAAUAGCUCAUAUACUUACUUAAAGAUGUGCGUAGGCUGUAAAAAGGACAAAAAAAAGGUAAUUUAUAUUUGGUACGUAAUUUGGUGCAAUUUUGUCAUCUGUGAAUCUCAGACAUGACUGUAAACAUAAUGUAACAACAGAUUGUAUUUUAUGAAGGGCUAUUUACGCUCCCAUGAAACUCCCACUGAUCACUAUUGAUUGCUUAACAGCUAAGAAAUAUCCUUGUUUUCCACAACAGGCCUACUCCAGCCUCUGUCAAAGGCAGAGGGGGUUUUUUAACUGACUUCAAGGGGCUUCAGAUCAGGUCUGACUUUUAUCAGCGACUCUUACUAUGAAUAUCGGCUUGCCUUUUUACCUCUUGGAUACAUCAUAAAUAUUUUGUCGGCGAUUCUGAAGAAGAAAGACUUUUUGAUAGCCUCCAUUCCUCUCUCCGAAAUCUUUUGUAAUUUCCUAUUGUAAAAUAUUCUGGGUGAUUUGAUUCAUUUGGUACUGUCCUAAAACCAUGUGAUGUAUUAUAGACCAAAAAUUGC